Trypanosoma rangeli is the source of this 387-nucleotide messenger RNA. Its product is annotated as ADP-ribosylation factor 1. Gene Ontology annotation, biological process: intracellular protein transport; vesicle-mediated transport. The annotation marks the transcript as partial. Lineage: Eukaryota; Euglenozoa; Kinetoplastea; Trypanosomatida; Trypanosomatidae. The record is from RefSeq and is a predicted model, not a curated record. The transcript has a single exon. Gene Ontology annotation, cellular component: cytoplasm. Gene Ontology annotation, molecular function: GTP binding; GTPase activity.
AUGGGUCAGUGGCUAGCGUCCGCAUUCAAGUCGCUCCUGGGGAAGCAGGAGGUGCGCAUCUUGAUGGUGGGUCUUGAUGCUGCUGGUAAGACGACAAUUCUAUACAAGCUUAAGCUCGGCGAGAUCGUCACCACGAUCCCCACGAUUGGGUUUAACGUGGAGACGGUGGAGUACAAGAACCUUAAGUUCACCAUGUGGGAUGUCGGCGGCCAGGAUGUCCUGCGCCCGCUGUGGCGCCACUACUACCAAAAUACAAACGGCAUCAUCUUUGUUGUGGACUCCAACGACAGAGAGCGGAUUGGCAAGGCGCGACAGGAGCUGGAGAAGAUGCUUACAGAGGACGAGCUUCGCAAUUCUAUUCUCCUUGUAUUUGCCAACAAGCAGGAC